This is a messenger RNA of Trichoderma gamsii, 1116 nucleotides long. RefSeq lists its product as hypothetical. Lineage: Eukaryota; Fungi; Ascomycota; Sordariomycetes; Hypocreales; Hypocreaceae. The coding region runs from base 1 to 1116 and encodes 371 amino acids. The record is from RefSeq and is a predicted model, not a curated record. The transcript has 7 exons.
AUGUGUGACGAACUUCGACCUGCUUCUAAACCACUAUCAACUUCCUGGUGGUCGUCAGAGACCGACGAUGAGGCCCUCGAGAGAUUGGCUCUAGAUAUCUUUUUGACAGAAUUCACAACAAAAGCCGCGGAUCGGCAAGCAUCCAGAGGGUUUCUCGACGGUAUACAGCCGCUACUGAAGAGUGACAACCCGCAAUCUUCACUUGUGUGCUCUGCAAAGACGGUAGCCCUUGCUUCUAUAGGUAUUCGAUUAAAACGAAAGAGUCUCAUUCGCAAGACUGAGAGGCAAUAUGGCGACCUCCUAGGCAAUCUUCACCAAUCGCUAUACGCGGAAACGCGCUGUGUAUCUAUCGAAACUUUAUACACCGCCAUUCUUCUAGGCCUAUACGAGAUUAUUAUUUCUCGCAAUAAAUCACCUAUGCAGUACAUGACACACGUCAAAGGUGUUUGUGCAAUUCUUCUAAGUCCGAGAUCUCCAUUUCGGCUUGAAUACGGCAGAAUCAUGUUUCAGCCAAGCAGCCUUCUAAUGAGUGAAGACGAUAUUGUCGCCUAUUGGCCGUUGGAUGACAGCUAUGUACAGAAUCUCAAUGCUACGCUACACAAGUUUCAAGACUUCUCUCAUCGAGCCGAAUUGUAUCUAAUGAAAGAAACCGCCCACAUGGAAGAAUCCAAACUGCUACAACGGGAAGCACUUGUUCUCGACGAGGAAUUUUCACAUUGGGGCGAGUCUAUUACUGAUCAUCCAUCGUAUGCGCGAGUGACUGUUGCUUCACUUGAUGAAUCAGCCGCAGCUCAAUCUGGAUGCGAUUACUGCCACUCGGGCCCGGUAGACACAUACUCUGAUCAUUAUAUCGCAGCAAUAUGGAAUACCUACCGUAAAUCGCACAUUGUCCUUCUCGAUAUAAUGGCACACUUGGAAAGACACAUCUCCAAAGAAGAAACUUCAUUGAAGCUUCAAGGGCGAGUCGAGAAGUUUGUAGCGGAUAUCAUUGCAUCCAUUCCUUACCAUCUUGCUUACGAUGUUGAUGAGUAUUUGAAGUGUAUACAUUCUCAAAGGUCAGAUAUCGCUCCUAAUCGGUCAUUCAGCUAUACUUACUACGCUGUCUAUCAUGGAUAG